AUGUCGGAUGAUCCGAGCUUAUAUAGAUUAGAGGGGACCGAGGGGAAUCAAGUGGGUGGCCUGGUGAUCCGUAAGAAAACUUCAGAUCACACCUUCAAGAAACCAUCUAUACUGGGUCUCGACAAGCUCGCGGAGCAGAAGAGAAGGGAGCAGUCGCAGGAGCCUUCCAGCUCCAAGUCGCAUAGAUCCGAAGGGAAGGACAGGAGGUAUCGAUCUUAUGAAGAGGAAACGCCCACAUACACCGGCGGUGUCAACUCCGUGGCACAAGAGAGAUUGGAGUCGCGGCUGAAGCGUCAGAGAUUGAACGCAGACGACCGAGUCUCUAGAAACUCGUAUCGCGAUCGCGAGAGGGACAGAGACCGGGACCGGGACAGACGUAGGGACAGGGAGAGCAGGAACAGGGAGAGUCGGGGUAGGGACAGCAGCGUGAGGCAGACUCCGCUCAGGUUCAAGGACGAGCCGCAGACCCCGAAAUUCCGCACGAAGGACCCGACCUCGAAGAGCAACUGGGACGACGACGAGGACGAGGAGCCGAGACGCUCGAGCUGGGAUCACCCGACGCCGAACAUCUACGGGAACCGGGACGGCCGCGACAGCAUCCGCAGCGAAUUCACACCGUCGUACAAGUACAACUCCUGGAACAAGGAGUACAAGAGCUCCGGCGCCACUCCGAUGGUGGACGGGGAAGAGAAGGAGUUGUGGGAGGAGGAGCAGCAGCGGCUGGACAGGGAGUGGUACGCGUUGGACGACGGCGAGAACAACGCGUUCGCCAACGUGUCCGAGGAGUACACGCGCAAGAAGGAGAUGGAGCUGGAAGCCAGGCGGCAGAAGCGCGUGUCCGCGCAACAGCGGCAGAUUAACAAGGACAACGAGCUGUGGGAGCGCAAUCGGAUGCUGACGUCGGGUGUCGUGAGCUCGCUGGACCAUGACGACGAUCCAGACGACGAGGGUGAGGCGAGGGUGCACUUGCUCGUGCACAAUGUGGUGCCACCGUUCCUGGACGGGCGGAUCGUCUUCACGAAACAGCCGGAACCGGUGGUCCCCGUGCGCGAUCCCACUUCCGACAUGGCUCUAGUGGCAAGGAAGGGCUCGGCACUAGUCAAGGCCUAUCGCGAGCAAAAGGAGAGACGCAGGGCGCAGAAGAAGCAUUGGGAGCUGGCCGGCACGCACAUCGGGAACAUUAUGGGCGUCCACGAUCGGCGCAAGGACGACAAGGAGCAUGCGGGUCAGGAAGCGGAUUUCAAGGCCGGGCAGAAGUAUGCCCGCCACAUUGGAGCGGGGGAGGUAACCGGAGAAGCCCGUCACAGAUCGAUUCAGCAUCAGAGGAGAAGCCUGCCCGUAUUCGCGGUGCGCCAGGAACUGCUGAACAUCAUCAGAGAGAACAGCGUGGUGAUAAUCGUCGGCGAGACCGGCAGCGGUAAAACCACACAAUUAACGCAGUAUCUUCACGAGGACGGCUACAGUCGUAAUGGUAUGAUCGGUUGCACGCAACCCAGGAGAGUCGCCGCGAUGUCGAUUGCGAAACGAGUGUCCGACGAGAUGGGCACCGCUCUAGGUGACAAGGUCGGAUACGCGAUACGUUUCGAAGAUUGCACUUCAAAGGAUACCGUCAUUAAAUACAUGACUGACGGUAUUUUACUGAGGGAGAGCUUGAGAGAGGGAGAUCUGGAUCGCUAUAGUGUGAUAAUAAUGGACGAAGCCCACGAGCGAUCGCUUUCAACAGAUGUAUUAUUCGGUCUUCUUCGAGAGGUUGUUGCUAGGCGCCACGAUCUAAAGUUGAUCGUAACUUCCGCGACGAUGGACUGCAGCAAAUUUUCCGCAUUCUUCGGCAACGCGGCAACGUUCGAGAUACCAGGGCGCACAUUUCCCGUCGAGGUGUUGCACGCAAAGAACCCGGUCGAGGAUUACGUGGACGCGGCUGUGAAGCAAGUCUUACAGAUCCACUUGCAGCCGAAAAGCGGCGACGUACUCGUCUUCAUGCCAGGCCAGGAGGACAUCGAGGUCACCUGCGAAGCGCUGAAGGAACGAUUAGCCGAGAUCGAGUCGGCGCCGCCUCUCUCUAUCCUGCCGAUCUAUUCCCAGCUGCCGUCAGAUCUGCAGGCGAAGAUCUUCCAACGGUCCGAAGACAAUCUUCGCAAAUGCGUCGUGGCGACCAACAUUGCAGAGACAUCGCUGACCGUCGACGGGAUCGUCUUUGUCGUCGACUCCGGUUACUGCAAGCUCAAAGUCUACAAUCCUCGUAUAGGUAUGGACGCCCUCCAGGUGUAUCCCGUGUCGCGCGCAAACGCCGAUCAGAGAUCCGGACGAGCCGGUCGUACUGGGCCCGGUCAGUGUUACCGGCUUUACACUAGAAGGCAGUACCUCGACGAGUUGUUGCUGUCGGGAGUACCCGAGAUCCAACGGACCAAUCUGGCGAACACGGUGCUGCUGCUGAAGUCGCUGGGCGUGCAGGACUUGCUGGCGUUCCACUUCAUGGACCCGCCGCCGCAGGACAAUAUACUGAACUCCCUGUAUCAGCUGUGGAUCCUGGGCGCGCUUGAUCAUACCGGACGCCUGACGCCCCUCGGCCGGCAGAUGGCCGAGUUCCCUCUCGACCCGCCACAGUGCCAGAUGCUGAUAGUCGCCUCUGAACUCGGUUGCACUGCGGAUAUUCUCAUCAUCGUCUCCAUGCUGUCGGUACCGUCGAUCUUCUAUCGACCAAAGGGCCGCGAGGAGGACUCGGACUCGGCGCGCGAGAAGUUCCAAGUGCCCGAGUCGGACCAUCUGACCUACCUGAACGUGUACAACCAAUGGAAGGCGAACGGCUACUCGACCACCUGGUGCAACGAGCACUUCAUACACGCGAAAGCGAUGCGCAAGGUGCGUGAGGUGCGCUCGCAGCUCGAGGAGAUUCUCAAGCAGCAGAAGAUGGACGUCGUCAGCUGCGGCACCGACUGGGACAUCGUGCGCAAGUGCAUCUGCUCCGCGUACUUUCAUCAGGCGGCGCGCCUCAAGGGAAUCGGCGAGUACGUCAAUUGCCGUACCGGGAUGCCGUGCCACCUUCAUCCCACCUCGGCGCUGUUCGGCAUGGGCUUCACACCCGAUUACGUCGUUUAUCACGAGCUCGUGAUGACCGCCAAGGAAUACAUGCAGUGCGUCACUGCGGUGGACGGUCACUGGCUGGCUGAGCUGGGUCCGAUGUUCUUCAGCUUGAAGGAGACGGGUCGCAGCGGCCGCGCAAAGCGCCGCCAGGCGAUGCAGCACCUGCACGAGAUGGAACAUCAGAUGAAGGAGGCCGAAGAGGAGAUGAAGGCGCGCGCCCAGGAGCAGCUCGAGCGCGAGCAGGCGUCGGUGCGCAAGAAGGAGAUUCUGACGCCUGGCAUCCGGGAACCGGGUACCCCCGCUCCGUAUCGUAACACUCCCGGACGAUUAGGACUCUAAUUAGUAUUUCUUUUUUUUAUAAUAUAAUGCGUCGUAUUGCGUUAAAUGUGCAAUUGCAAAAAGGAAAGUACGUGUGUAUGCGUUCGUUACACGGGUGAUUCAGACAAAUCGAAAAAUUUAGCGAUAAACAAAAAUUAAAUAAAUAAAAAUUGUAACACCUAUGUUACGCAGAUGGUUCAAUUAUAAUCCACAAUUAAUAGUAAUUGAUAAUUUAGCGGCGGCGGCAUCAGUGAUAAAAUUCUACAUUAUGAUCUUGAUUAUUAGAUUUCCAUAUCCUUUCCCGUCUCCUAGCACAGACGCUACAGAACUGUACAGUGUAUAAAUUAUUUAGCAUGUUACUUUGUAAAUUAAAUAAUAUUUUAAUCUCCCUGUCCUCCAUAAUCAGAUGUGGAAUGACGUAUACUUAAAUUUUUUUUAGGGAAUAAAUAUCAAAACUGUACAAAGUGUUUUGUAUGUAUUAGCUUUGCGUGUGUGAUAUGUAUGUACAUAAAAGUUUUUAUAUAAAUAAAAUUAUUUUUACGAUA
Molecule: messenger RNA, 3944 nt
Organism: Ooceraea biroi (clonal raider ant)
Lineage: Eukaryota; Metazoa; Arthropoda; Insecta; Hymenoptera; Formicidae
Product: ATP-dependent RNA helicase l(1)G0007
Cellular component (GO): intracellular anatomical structure
Molecular function (GO): ATP binding; 3'-5' RNA helicase activity; RNA binding
Source: RefSeq, a predicted model, not a curated record